Heteronotia binoei (common prickly gecko) is the source of this 1095-nucleotide messenger RNA. Its product is annotated as peroxisomal membrane protein 2-like. The record is from RefSeq and is a predicted model, not a curated record. The coding region runs from base 1 to 645 and encodes 214 amino acids. Lineage: Eukaryota; Metazoa; Chordata; Lepidosauria; Squamata; Gekkonidae. The transcript is spliced from 2 exons. Gene Ontology annotation, cellular component: membrane; cytoplasm.
AUGGCUGCUCUCCUCUGGUUUCGGCUGCCACUGGCAGCAGUCUCUGGCACCUUCAGCAGGCUACUGGUCCUGGCCAGGCUCCCGUGGCCCGAAUCGGGGCCCCUGCCCCAGAAGUUGCUUGCGCGUUAUUUGCUCCUGCUGCGGCUCUACCCGGUGCUCACUAAAGCCGUGUCCAGUGCCCUUCUGUCAGCUCUCGGGAGCCUUCUGUCUCAGAUCAUUGAGAAAAGCCGGAAAAAGAAAGGCCCUUCAAAAAGUUUUGACUUGGGAGAGCCUUUGAGAUUUGCCACCUAUGGGUUCCUGUUCACAGGGCCACUGAGUCACUACUUCUACAUGUACUUGGACCAGUUCUUCCCUCCUGAUGUGCCUUUUUCUAUGGUCAAGAGACUUUUGCUGGACCGGGUCAUUGUUGCCCCAGCCUUCCUUGUGCUCUUUUUCUAUGUCAUGAACCUACUGGAGGGGAAAGACACAACAGCCUUCAUGAAGAAGAUGAAUUCCAGUUAUUGGCCAGCCCUUAAAAUGAACUGGAAAAUGUGGACUCCAAUCCAGUUUAUUAAUGUUAAAUAUGUCCCUGUGCAGUUCCGAGUGCUGUUUGGAAACCUGGUGGCCCUCUUCUGGUUUGCCUACCUGGCCUCCGUCAAGAAGUGACUGUGCGGGAGCUGUGGAGUUGGGCUCAGCAGUUCCCUCUGUUGGAGAAACCGAACCUUUGCACUUGGUGGGAGACGAAAAGGCGGCUCUGCCUUGAGAGAACCGGUUGCUGCUGCUUUUAAGGAGUUCUGGAAUGAUUACCACUCCCUGUGAUCCAAGCUGCUGCCUUCUCCUUGCAAUUACUGGAGCCUGGUGAAAGGGCCAGCUCCCUUGGAGAGCUGUGAUUCUCACCAUUGUAUUUGUCCUAACCUAACUGAGCCUUUAUCGGCUUUCAUUUAUUUUAAUAUUGUUCCUAAUUUUCGCUGAGGCCAGCAACAGGCAAUAACUGUUUUUGUUUAAAAAAUGGUGCUUAAUAGGGUGGGUGAAUCUGUGCCCUGGGACUGGGGAAUCCCACCACAAGCCUUUUUUUUGGUCUCUGAAAACAAAAAGAAAUAAAAAUUUUUAAAAAUA